Messenger RNA from Candidozyma haemuli, 345 nucleotides. RefSeq lists its product as uncharacterized. Gene Ontology annotation, cellular component: endoplasmic reticulum membrane. The coding region runs from base 1 to 345 and encodes 114 amino acids. The transcript has a single exon. Gene Ontology annotation, biological process: vacuolar proton-transporting V-type ATPase complex assembly. Lineage: Eukaryota; Fungi; Ascomycota; Pichiomycetes; Serinales; Metschnikowiaceae. The record is from RefSeq and is a predicted model, not a curated record.
AUGGCAUUUAUUGUAGAGCUCUGGCAGUCUGUGUUCACUCCAGGCACGACACCUGCGCUUAUGAAAGCUCUCCAUGCGACAUUCAUCUUGCUUUUCAUAUCACUUUUCUGGUUGAUCUAUGUCACUGGAUCUAUCCAUUACAUCAACUUACUGGUCAUUGCAUUGUUAUUAUACGGAUCUGUUCUUUGGUUCGUCAAGGAGUUGGAACAAGCUAAGCUUAAAACCAACGAGGAGCUUCUUCAAGAAGGUGAAGAGAAGAAGGAAGGUGAGACCGAGUCCACCAAGGCAGAAGGUCUGGGAGUUUCUUCAGAGAAAGCGGCUCCAGUUAGAAAGCGGAAAGUGUAA